AUGCCGUCCGGUAACUUGAACAAUGGUGGCAGUCGACUUAGCUGGCAGGACCAGCUGCGUGAAUAUUGUCUGCGUACAAAACUACAACCGCCUGUCUUCAGCAUCGUCUCCGAUCGUCGAGGGGGUCGCACAGCAUGGUCCAGCACUGUCACCGUCCAAGGCCAAAAUAUCGCAGCUCGCUACUGGUAUGAUGGCCAAUACAUCAACAACGCCAAGGAGGAUGCCGCAGAGGUAGCUCUCAUGCGGCUGAAUCACCAGCCUCGCUCUCACAGCGUCUAUCAGGGGCAAUUGUUCCCGCAGACUAACGGGUACGGUCGAUCCACGGAUUACUAG
Molecule: messenger RNA, 333 nt
Organism: Monascus purpureus
Lineage: Eukaryota; Fungi; Ascomycota; Eurotiomycetes; Eurotiales; Aspergillaceae
Source: the annotation of a GenBank genome assembly